CGUUCCUGUUUCCAUUGUCUCUGUCUCUCAUCAUGUUGUGCCGCCACCGGUCUUCGCUCUGUCGGGCGCUCCUGGGAAUACUAUCUUUCUCAAUACUCCCCGUGCGAGCUGACUACUUCACCGAACCGCCUAGUUUCGAAAUUGACCGGAGUGGUGCCCGUGUGACUGUCCCGGAUCUAAACAGCACUUAUGUACUCGGACAAAAGGUUCACAUCACAUGGGAAGUCCCAACUGUGCCAUGGAUCUCUCUGAGUCUUGUGCACUGGGGACAGGACGCCGGCAUAGCUAUCAUAUAUUUCAUCACUAAUGACAGAAACAAUGGGUAUUACACGUGCUGCAACCCCAACUUCGCUCUGAGAAUCAUCGACCCAACCGGAAAUUAUACCCGGACUGAUGCGCCUGCGGGCUUCAUCGACAACGGACUGCAGAGCCGUGGCUUCGUCAUCAAAGCAAACGCGACAUCCGAUCCAGCGACGGAGUCGGCCGCUCCCUCAGCGGGUGCAGCGAACCUCUCCACCGGCGCCGUGGCUGGAAUCGCCGUGGGUUGCGCAGCGGUCGGGGCUCUAGUAGCCUCGGCUCUCUGUUUCUGGUUCCUACGCAAGCGCAACCGGCCGGCACAUGUUUCGAGCACGGGAAACCAGGCUCGCCAUCCCACGCCGACGCUGCAUCCCGUUGUGCAUCAGCAGAUGCGCCACGACUCGGCGUAUGCCAAGCCCAACUCAUCCGGCGACCACGUGUUUGUGGUGCCGCCGGCUCGUCAACUGUCGCACCAGACUAGUAAUGUCAGUCCGAUCAGCCGGCGACAGACUCCUCCGCCAUCGUACCCGUCAUCGGUGGAAGAGUACCAGAGUCCGAUGACGGAGCUGCCUGGCGCCCGAGAGCCUCAGGAAGUGCCGGCGACGAAUUCGAGGUACCCGCCAGAACUUGCGGGAUCCCAACGACAUUGA
Molecule: messenger RNA, 947 nt
Organism: Colletotrichum phormii
Lineage: Eukaryota; Fungi; Ascomycota; Sordariomycetes; Glomerellales; Glomerellaceae
Exons: 3
Coding region: 33-947 (304 amino acids)
Source: RefSeq, a predicted model, not a curated record